This is a messenger RNA of Lampris incognitus (smalleye Pacific opah), 5524 nucleotides long. RefSeq names its product ubiquitin-conjugating enzyme E2 Q2-like. The transcript has 13 exons. Lineage: Eukaryota; Metazoa; Chordata; Actinopteri; Lampriformes; Lampridae. Bases 508 to 1647 code for a protein of 379 amino acids. The record is from RefSeq and is a predicted model, not a curated record.
ACAGUUCAACACCGGGAUGAACGACAGCAAUUAACGUCGGCAUAUAAGUUCUGAUUGUGGGAAUCGGACCACCAUUUCCCUGUGAAAUCAGUAAGGAACUGUCCGAUGAGAUCGCGAGGGUGCGGUUGAGGAACGCCGUGAGAGCCCUGAAACGCUGUUGACAUCACAGGCUAGACAACAACAAUAGAGCGAAAGACAACAACCGCCGACUGCUAGCUCACUAGCGCGGUGGUAUCGGAUGCGAGUGCUGCCUGCUAGCUGUUUUACCAUGCCAGGCAGCCGCUCCGCCGGUAAAUCUGCCGGGUCGCCCCGAAUUUGACUAGACGGCGUUGUUAAAACGCUAAAUAGGUGUCCGGCGACAGGCAGGAGGACAACUCUUCCCGCCUUCGUCACUCCGUUUUCGUCUGUUUUACGCCGAAAUCGCGCUUGUGGCUUUGGCUAACCUAGCUAAAAGCUAAGUCCCGACUUCUCCCCUUCCCCAGUGGCCCGGCCGGAGAUGCACGGAAGAUGUCGGUGUCGGGGCUGAAGGCCGAACUGAAGUUUUUGGAAUCCAUAUUUGAUCCGAACCACGAACGUUUCAGGAUAAUUGACUGGAAGCCCGACGAGCUGAGUUGCCAGUUUAACGUGACCGGGGAAAAGCUGUUGAUUAUUCACUGCAACAUUACGGAAUCCUAUCCUUCUACGCCGCCAAUUUGGUUCGUGGACUCUGACGACCCAAGCUUGGCACAAGUUUUGGAGCGCUUAGAGGAUGUGAGGAAAGGCAGCACACUGCUUUUGCAACAGUUGAAGAAGCUCAUUUGUGACCUCUGCCGGCUCUACAACCUUCCCCAACACCCUGAUGUGGAGAUGCUGGACCAGCCCCUGCCUGCUGGCCCCAUAGGACAAGACCGCAAGCAUGGAACUACAGAUGAGGUCACAUCUGAGGAAGAAGAGGAAGAAGAAAUGGGAGAGGACAUAGAGGACCUAGACCACUAUGAAAUGAAAGAGGAGGAGCCCUUAGAUGGGAAGAAGUCAGAAGAUGAUGGAAUUGAGAAGGAGAACCUGGCCAUCCUGGAGAAGAUCCGCAAGAACCAGAGGCAGGACCACUUGAAUGUAAGUGCUCAUUCGGGAGCGGUAUCUGGUUCAGUGCAAGCCUCUGACCGCCUAAUGAAGGAGCUUAGAGAGAUCUACAGGUCUCAGAGUUACAAGACAGGCAUCUACUCAGUGGAGCUUGUCAAUGACAGCCUCUAUGAAUGGCACGUCAAGCUGAGGACGGUGGACCCAGAUAGCCCCUUACACAGUGAUUUACAAGUCCUAAAGGAAAAAGAGGGAAUGGAUUACAUUCUGCUAAACUUUUCAUAUAAAGAUAAUUUCCCCUUUGAUCCACCGUUUGUACGGGUAGUUUCGCCUGUGCUUUCUGGAGGUUAUGUUCUUGGAGGUGGUGCCCUGUGCAUGGAGCUUCUAACAAAACAGGGUUGGAGUAGUGCCUAUUCCAUAGAGUCUGUUAUCAUGCAGAUCAAUGCCACUUUAGUCAAAGGAAAAGCCAGAGUGCAGUUUGGAGCCAAUAAGAACCAGUACAAUCUUGCCAGAGCACAGCAGUCCUACAAGUCCCUGGUUCAGAUCCAUGAAAAGAACGGUUGGUACACACCCCCUAAAGAGGACGGUUAGGCUAGGACCAUUGCCAUUCCUGCUCUGGGACCACACGUUAAGGAUUAUUUUUCUUUUCCUUGUGAUGUUUUUGUUUUUUGUUUCGGUAUUGUUCAAACCAUUUUUUCUUCCUCUCUCAAAGUGGAGUUGUUCUCAUGGGAGUUUGAACCCGUAACCAAAUUUUUCCACAUUCUGUAAAUCACCCUGUGAGACACAUACAUACACACACACACACACACACACACACACACACACACACACACCAUCAUCAUUCAUCGGCGGUCACUCUUGGUCGAGUACGACUGUCCUCCUUCUAGGUCCUUGUGGGUAUCCUUGUGGGAGGACAUCUGUGCAAGACAGCUUUUUACAUAGAGUGGCUGAUGCGCCUGCAGCCACCACACGGUCCUUGCCAGCGGGUGGCCAGAGUCCACUGGCAUGGAGAACCAAAACAAUUGGGGACCACACUCUGUUGUAGCCGCAGCCUUCAUCCGCCUUCACUGGCAUUGUCUUCCGCCAGUUCUGCGGUUGACGUUUUUGUUGGCUUGCGCUUCAUCCGGAACCUCCCUCUUGACCUAUCCGCCUUGGGUGACCCUACCGGGAGCCAAGCUCCGGACGGCAUAGCUCUUGGGAUCAGUAGUACAUGAAAGCUUCUCCACCACGACAAGGUGGCGAUCCAGGAGAAGAUAGAGACACACACACACACACACACACACACACACACACAAAACCAGCAUUCGUAACUGCUGCUCUGCUGCUUGGUACAGGAUAUUUAUCUCUCUUUUGCAUCUGUUGUCAGAUACAUACUAGUUUUUCAGUUGCGACGUCAUCCCAUACUCCUCCGGGAGGGAAGAAAUCCGUGGAUUUGGCAAACCCUUCGAUUUUUGACGCCAAACAUGCCGAGGUUACUAGAUUGUGACUUUGGUCAAUGGCAAGGCAUGGCUUAAGCUUCCAGCAGCAGCACUUUGAUGCUCAGUUGCCAGAGACUUCCUCUCCAGCUGAAAACUGGAAUGGAAAAUGGCACAUGACAUUCCUCUCGUGUAACACAGUGAUGGCUGGGACCAACAUUUAGAUGUUGGUGGUGGUAGGAACGCUGUCCUACUCUCCAUGGAUGGCUUCUGUUAUAUUUGUGCUCAUGUGAUAUCUUUUUAAUGCCAAGAUUCCCUUCUCCGGAAUAUCGUGUUCCCGAGGCUCGCUUGCUUACAAACAAAACUCUUAUCUUCAAAAGCCCGAAGCCCUGAGGUGGGGAGGAAGCCAAAGAGACUUCUGUGGCCAGGGUGGGACAGUCCUAAUGAAGAAUGGCAUCCUGUUGUACUCCCAAGAUGGAAGCAACUUUCAUUGCCACAACCACCUCUAACUAGGCCACUCCCUACAGGCUAUAGUGCUCAUUGUUAGGCUGGCCGCACACUGAAACAUAGCAAGGGUAAGCAGGGGCAUGUUGGAAAUGUAUCACACUGUAAUGUAAUUGAUUUUGACUCCACAUGUAAACAUGUAAAUUUGUAUCUCUGCAAAUCAAUUUAAUUGUUUUUAAUGUAACCUUGUCUGGGUCUUUGUUUGGGCAGAGACCACAUUACUAUAUACCCUUGACUAUUAAAAGGAGGGGCACUGCAACUUCUAAAGACUCAAUUAUAAGGAAAAAAAAUGCUUCAUGGUUACUCUUGCAGAAUUCAAAAUAAGGAACACCUUAAACCAUGUUCUUAUGUAAGCUUAAUGACUACUACUGUUAUGUGUUUCUGUUUAUUGAGAUUUAAUUCUUAGAUAAGUUAUCGGCAACAAUGUCGAUAUCGCUCCUCAUAUUCAAUGCCACCUCUUAAUUAUAAUGGCUGUAACAGUAAUUGCAUAGACACAGCUGUUUCCGGCAUUCCAGGCAUUUUGGCUAUUUGUAGCUAAUCACCUAAACUUGAUGAACUUCAGUAAGGCUAUGCAGUGAAAGAUGGUCAACUUGGUGGUUCAACGUUUUGAGGAAAAUAAAUCUCAGCAGUGUGGUGCCGGUGCAGUAACUCGCUUAGUCCUUGUAGCUGGUUGACAUUCUGACCACUUUGCUAAUCCUGCGCUUAUAAUGGUCUGGAAAAAAAAAAGUGACCUUUUUUCCCUCUGACUCUUCCCUGACCAAAAUUCAAAUUCACAGCAAUAGCCAUGACUAUCUACUGGCUUCUUUGAGAAAUUUAACUUUAGUCCUGUCCGUGUCCAGAAUUUGUCCAGAUUUGCCAAGGGGGGACCCAGCUCUUCCUGUUGCCACCUCACUCUCGGUUACUAUUCAUAACCACUCUCAGUGCUGUCAUGUCCCUCAGCAUGCUGAGUCCUACAUGUAAUGUGAAUAUAUGCAGAAAACAGUGUCAAGCAUUCCCCUUAAUGCUUUCACAAUUAUGUUGUGGGUGUUUGUUUUGUGGGUAUUCACAUUGUUUAAACAUUUUCUGAAGAAAAAAAACCAGCAGUGAAAGCUCAGUUAAUUCCUGUCAAUCCUCAUUUCUGAGUUGAGUAUUGGAUUUUCUCACUCUAACCUCAGUCACAACACAAUUAUCCUCAAAAAGAAGGUAGAAAUAAGCAUUUUAUGUACAGCUUGGUCCACAUCACAAACCCGUUGUACCAAACCAUUUGUUUUGAGCCCCAGGGCGUCAUAGUGCCGGUCAAGCAAUUGACAAGACUUUCAUCUGGUCUUUGGUGCAUGGAUCUUAACCUGAGGACCACUGGCAUGGUUUUGAGGUAUUUUGCUGCCACUGGUGUCAUAAUGUUCAUGUUGUUCUGUUGAGCCCUCCCCUGUGUGUUCUCUAGAGAAGCAAACUCAGGAAUAAUAACUGCACACUUGACUGCACUAAGGAUUGCAUCAAAAUAUCAAGAAAUUCAAAAUUAAAUGUAUCUGUUGGGGGUGGAGUAAUAACUGCACACUUGACUGCACUAAGGAUUGCAUCAAAAAUAUCAAGAAAUUCAAAAUUAACUAUCUUUUGGGGGUGCAGUUAAGACAAAAUAGUCACUUAGAUGAGUGAUGAAAUGUUUCUCCCACUAAACGUCAUGUCCAGAUGAACUGAUUCAACUCUGGGAAAAUAGUCCCAUAUUUUGCCAAUUUCAGCUUGCUUUGCUGUUGGAUGGCACUCAAGAGUUUAUUUCGCUUUUGUGAAUAUCUUUCAGGGUCAUAAAACAUCAGUUGAUUGAUUUGUGCUGUUUAGCAAGUUUGUGGAGUGAUAAAAGUGUGCUGGGUUUGUCCCCUAACCCUGAAGUUUUUUUUUUGCUUGGUCUUUGGGUGAAUUUGGAAUACUUUUUGCCUCGUCUCUUUAAUACUACUGUCUAUUGUGUAUCAAUGCAUCAGUUAGUGGUUCCAAAGCUACACCAGGCAGCAGUGGGGUUGAGUGGGGUUCAUAAUAAGGCUAGACUUCUCUAUUGUUAUUGGAUUUCUUAAUUCGCAUAGCGAGUUACCCACAUGGUGCUACGCAUACGAUAUGGCACAGAACGCAUUUCUCCCUCAGUUAUUUACUGAGCCACGGGAGUGAACAUCCAGGAAACAUGGGCAACAGUAAUUUCUGUUUUUAUCACUUUUAGAGACACCACAGGCCCCAACACAGUAGCACUUGUACCAUCAGAAUUGGUGUAAACCGACAUCAUUAAACCUGCCACUAAGAAUAAUGCCAUAUGGUGGAUACUUGUCUUUUGUGCAGUGAAUAGCCGGUUCUUUUUAACCAGCAUGGUUGUAUGACUAAUGUGUCUUUGGGUUUGGCAAACAGCAUAUUGGUCUGAGAUCUGAACUAGCCUGAUUCUGGGUUCCUUGUUUUAUUUUGUGGGGGCCAGGUUAUAAAGUUAUGCACUGUUGGCAUGCUUUGGUUUGGUUUCAUUUUUUCCAUUGCAAGGGUGAUUUUGACCAUGUACAGUAAUUUGUAAACUUGCAUCAAGUUUAUGAAUAAAUAAUUUU